AUGAGAACAACAAUCGCUUGUGAGAGACUUCAUCUGACCACCAUCGAUAGAAGAUCCAAAGUCAAGUGCAGACAUAAUGGCCAGCCCCCUUGUGCGGGCUGCAUAAAGAGUGGUUGUACUGAGACUUGCGUCUUGAGUGGCCCUGUACUUGGCCAGAGCUCCGGGUCAAAAAGGCCUGCUAAAAGGCAGCGACUGAGUGUAGAUCAGUCGCGAACAGAUGUCUCGGGGGAUGUCUGGCAAGAUGUCAGUCAAGUCUUUUAUCAAACGCCACGGACUCAGGUGAUAAGUGCUAUCAACUUGUUUCGAGCUCAGUUUCCUGAGUUUGGAUUUCUUCAUCCAGAUGAUCUUGAGUAUCGGCAAGAUGAACUCAGCACCGUUCAGAAACUUCGACUUCUUGUCAUUGUUGCAGUGUCACAUCGAUAUACAGAAUCUUACACCACAGAUAUCAACAAUAAGAAUAUUCUCUUUAUAGCCAGCGAGGUGCAGAAGAGGGUGACGAGUGGUCCAAGCCUGGCUCUCAUCCAGACGUUCCUCGUACUCUCGCUCUGCAACUGGGGAGAUGGAGAUGGUUUCAAUGCAUGGAUGCACUGCGGUAUCGCAACACGGAUGGCUCAAGGGUUACUCAGCACGGGCUUCGCAAGUUGCGGCAAAAGAGAGACCCUCUCGGAACUUGAGAAGAGAACUUUAUGGACUUGCUUCAAGAUGGAUAGGCUCUUGAGUUGCGGCAAGAGACGACAGGCUAUGUUCUCUGAUGGAGAUGUGCACUUCUCCCUACCGGUGAACGACACCCAAUUUCUCUUUGGGCAGAGUCCUCAGUCAUCAUCGAUAGAUGGCAACCUUCGAAGCUAUGGGCCAGAUGAUCAUCUUGUUCUUCUAACUCAAGGUUUACGUAUCUGGUCGAGAGUUCAUACGUGGAUAGCCGAGGGUGGCAGAAGACAGCCUGGUAUGACGGAGCCUGAACAAUGCCCUUUUAAUGAGACUUCGGAUUGGAGUAAGAUGAAGCAGGAUUUGGUCAAGUGGCGAGAGUCUCAGGAUGUUUUGAUGAAGUAUCCUGCCACGAAGGUAUCGGUGCAUGCUCAGCGUGGACAAGCUGAGAGGUUUGGAUACAUCAACUUGGUCUACUACGUCAGUUUACUCUUUCUCUGCCGAGAAUUUAUCCCUUUCAGUCCAGUAGAUGAAAUCAAGCCUCGCGGCCCCAUCGAACCACCACUCCUCAAAGCCCGAGGCCCUGAUGCAUUCUGGCUCCAAAACGUCUUCGAUCUCUACGACGCAGCAUCCCAAAUAUCCUCUCUCCUCUCCGAUCUCGAACACGUCGGCUGUCCCCUCCGCACCCCCUUCUCCGGCCUAUGCGCCUUCUCCUCUACACUAUGGAGUAUCUACGGCGCAGCGUUUCCAAACUUUAUGGGCUUUUCAGAAAGUCAAACCUCUGACGCAGACGCUCAAGCAGAGAGAACAAUGGCUGUUUUGGUAAGAAUAGGAAAGGUUUGGAGAUUAGCGGAAGAGUGGAUUGACGUUCUUAACACGGCGAAGAGUAUUAUGACGAGGGUUAGUGAGGGGAGGAGGGUUAAGAGAUCGAGGUAUGAUUACCCGGAGUUGGAGGAUUCUAUUCAUCUUGCGCCGUUGCAGGGGAUGCCGAGACAGACGUUUGAUAGGCCUGCGGGUUUGGUCUCGGCGGACGAUGGGUCCAAAUUGCAUCAGUUGGUUGCGGGUGAUGUUGAUCAGGGGAUCGAGGCGGAGGGGCUUGCGUUCUUGGAGGAGGGGAGUGGGAGUGAGUUUGUGGGUGAGGAUUGGUGGAGGUUGUUGUCGUUUUGUGAUGAUCCGCAUCUUUUGUCGACAAGUAUGGAUAAUAUGGGAGAUGAGAGCGUAGCUUAGAUCUCUAUUUCCCACCUGCCACGAAUCCAAUGCUCAUUAUUAUGCUAAAGUUGAUUCAGCUAGCAACUAUGAACGAAAUACAUAUCAUGAUCUUUGGUACAGCCCGGGUCUGGUCACGUCCCUUGAAACCCGAAGAUAGUACCCAGACCCGAAUCGCUUGU
Molecule: messenger RNA, 2033 nt
Organism: Fusarium redolens
Lineage: Eukaryota; Fungi; Ascomycota; Sordariomycetes; Hypocreales; Nectriaceae
Exons: 3
Coding region: 1-1872 (623 amino acids)
Biological process (GO): DNA-templated transcription; regulation of DNA-templated transcription
Cellular component (GO): nucleus
Molecular function (GO): zinc ion binding; DNA-binding transcription factor activity, RNA polymerase II-specific; DNA binding
Source: RefSeq, a predicted model, not a curated record